AUGUCUGGGAAGGGAGGCUGGGGCUGGUGGUGGGCCCGGCUGCCCCUCUGCCUGCUCCUUAGCCUUUAUGGCUCCUGGGUGCCUUCAUCCCUAGGGAAGCCCAAGGGCCACCCGCACAUGAACUCUAUCCGCAUCGAUGGGGACAUCACUCUGGGAGGCCUGUUUCCUGUCCACGGCCGAGGCUCUGAGGGCAAAGCCUGUGGGGAGCUGAAGAAGGAGAAGGGCAUUCACCGGCUGGAGGCCAUGCUCUUCGCCCUGGACCGCAUCAACAAUGACCCGGACCUGCUGCCCAACAUCACGCUGGGAGCCCGCAUUCUGGACACAUGCUCCAGGGACACCCACGCUCUUGAGCAGUCACUGACCUUCGUGCAGGCGCUCAUCGAGAAGGAUGGCACCGAGGUCCGCUGUGGCAGCGGCGGCCCACCCAUCAUCACCAAGCCUGAGCGCGUGGUGGGCGUCAUCGGGGCUUCAGGGAGCUCAGUCUCAAUCAUGGUGGCCAACAUCCUCCGCCUUUUCAAGAUUCCCCAGAUCAGCUACGCCUCCACAGCCCCGGACCUGAGUGACAACAGCCGCUAUGACUUCUUCUCCCGUGUGGUGCCCUCGGACACAUACCAGGCCCAGGCCAUGGUGGAUAUUGUCCGGGCCCUCAAGUGGAACUACGUGUCCACUCUGGCCUCAGAGGGCAGCUACGGCGAGAGCGGCGUGGAGGCCUUCAUCCAGAAGUCCCGAGAGAAUGGAGGCGUGUGCAUUGCCCAGUCGGUGAAGAUUCCUCGGGAACCCAAGACCGGGGAGUUUGACAAGAUCAUCAAACGCCUCCUGGAAACAUCCAAUGCCAGGGCCAUCAUCAUCUUUGCCAAUGAGGAUGACAUCAGGAGGGUGCUGGAAGCAGCGCGCAGGGCCAACCAGACUGGCCACUUCUUCUGGAUGGGCUCUGACAGCUGGGGCUCCAAGAGCGCUCCCGUGCUGCGCCUGGAGGAGGUGGCCGAGGGUGCUGUCACCAUCCUCCCCAAGAGGAUGUCUGUCCGAGGGUUCGACCGAUACUUCUCCAGCCGCACGCUGGACAACAACAGGCGCAACAUCUGGUUUGCCGAGUUUUGGGAGGACAACUUCCACUGCAAGCUGAGCCGCCAUGCGCUCAAGAAGGGAAGCCACCUCAAGAAGUGUACCAACCGAGAACGCAUCGGGCAGGACUCAGCCUAUGAGCAGGAGGGGAAGGUGCAAUUCGUGAUUGACGCGGUGUAUGCCAUGGGCCACGCACUGCACGCCAUGCAUCGUGAACUGUGUCCUGGCCGCGUAGGACUCUGCCCUCGCAUGGACCCCGUGGAUGGUACCCAGCUGCUUAAGUACAUCCGGAACGUCAAUUUCUCAGGCAUUGCCGGGAACCCUGUAACCUUCAACGAGAACGGAGAUGCACCAGGACGUUAUGACAUUUACCAGUACCAACUGCGCAAUGGCUCGGCUGAGUACAAAGUCAUCGGCUCCUGGACUGACCACCUGCACCUCAGAAUAGAGCGGAUGCAGUGGCCAGGGAGUGGCCAGCAGCUGCCGCGCUCCAUCUGCAGUCUGCCCUGCCAGCCGGGUGAGCGGAAGAAGACAGUGAAGGGCAUGGCCUGCUGCUGGCACUGUGAGCCCUGCACAGGGUACCAGUACCAGGUGGACCGCUAUACCUGUAAAACCUGCCCCUAUGACAUGCGGCCCACGGAGAACCGCACGAGCUGCCAGCCCAUACCCAUCAUCAAACUGGAGUGGGACUCGCCCUGGGCUGUGCUGCCCCUCUUCCUGGCUGUGGUGGGCAUUGCCGCCACGUUGUUUGUGGUGGUCACUUUUGUGCGCUACAAUGACACUCCUAUCGUCAAGGCCUCGGGCCGGGAGCUGAGCUACGUGUUGCUGGCGGGCAUCUUUCUGUGUUACGCCACGACCUUCCUCAUGAUCGCAGAGCCAGACCUGGGGACCUGUUCGCUCCGCCGUAUCUUCCUGGGGCUCGGCAUGAGCAUCAGCUACGCUGCCCUGCUCACCAAGACCAACCGCAUUUACCGCAUCUUUGAGCAGGGCAAACGGUCGGUCAGCGCGCCACGCUUCAUCAGCCCGGCCUCCCAGCUGGCCAUCACCUUCAGCCUCAUCUCCCUGCAGCUGCUUGGCAUCUGUGUGUGGUUUGUGGUGGACCCCUCCCACUCGGUGGUGGACUUCCAGGACCAGCGGACACUUGACCCCCGCUUUGCCCGGGGUGUGCUCAAGUGUGAUAUAUCCGACCUGUCGCUCAUCUGUCUGCUGGGCUACAGCAUGCUGCUCAUGGUCACAUGUACCGUGUAUGCCAUCAAGACUCGGGGUGUGCCCGAGACCUUCAAUGAGGCCAAGCCCAUCGGCUUCACCAUGUACACCACCUGUAUCGUCUGGCUGGCCUUCAUCCCCAUCUUCUUUGGCACCUCACAGUCGGCCGACAAGCUGUACAUCCAGACCACCACGCUGACGGUCUCCGUGAGUCUGAGCGCCUCUGUGUCCCUGGGAAUGCUCUACAUGCCCAAAGUCUACAUCAUCCUAUUCCACCCGGAGCAGAACGUGCCGAAGCGCAAGCGCAGCCUCAAAGCUGUGGUCACCGCAGCCACCAUGUCCAACAAGUUCACGCAGAAGGGCAACUUCAGGCCCAACGGGGAAGCCAAAUCAGAGCUGUGUGAGAACCUGGAGGCCCCAGCACUGGCAACCAAACAGACCUAUGUCACCUACACCAACCAUGCAAUCUAG
Messenger RNA from Arvicola amphibius (Eurasian water vole), 2739 nucleotides. RefSeq names its product glutamate metabotropic receptor 4 (gene Grm4). The transcript is spliced from 10 exons. Lineage: Eukaryota; Metazoa; Chordata; Mammalia; Rodentia; Cricetidae. Gene Ontology annotation, molecular function: adenylate cyclase inhibiting G protein-coupled glutamate receptor activity. Gene Ontology annotation, biological process: G protein-coupled glutamate receptor signaling pathway; regulation of synaptic transmission, glutamatergic. The record is from RefSeq and is a predicted model, not a curated record. The coding region runs from base 1 to 2739 and encodes 912 amino acids. Gene Ontology annotation, cellular component: membrane.